Messenger RNA from Rotaria sp. Silwood2, 2421 nucleotides. The record is from the annotation of a GenBank genome assembly. NCBI's taxonomy places the organism in Eukaryota, Metazoa, Rotifera, Eurotatoria, Philodinida, Philodinidae.
AUGAUGUUAGAACAUGCUAUAAGAUUUAAUGAUGAAGAUCAAACAAUAGAAGAUGCAUAUCUCCAUGUAAUAUCUUAUUUAAUUGAUACAUUAUCAAAAAGUUCAGAUGAAAAUUUUUGUUAUCAAACAAGUUCAUUAUUACUUAAAUGUUCAGUUGAAUUAUCACAUCAACCAAUAACAAUACCAUAUUUAUUUUGGCAUAUAUGGUUUCGUUGUUCAACACAUUUAAUUAAUAUUCUUAAUCGUUCAUUAACAUUUGAAUUAAAUAAUAAAAUUGAUAAUCAAAAACAAGAAACAUCUAUUGAAUUAUUAUUACGUCCAUUUAGUUUUAAUGAUAUACAACGACUUGAUUAUUCUUAUACAUUAUUAUGGACACAAUUAUUUAAAGCAUUAUGUCGUUUAACAUUAAUAAAUAAUGAUCAAUCAAAACAUUUUUUAAUACAUUUACUUGCUGAAAUACUUCGUAAUGAACCAGUAUUUGAACAAGCUAUUUAUGAUCAACAUAAUCAACGUUUAUUUGGUUUUAUUUUAAUUAUUAUAAAAACAAUAUUAAAAACAUUAUCAGAUAUUGAUUUAUCAGCUAUAUUUGAUCGUUCAAAUAAUAAUAAUAAUAAUAAUAAUUUUGUUUAUUUAUUAUCAAAUAAUACACAAAAACGUUCAUUAUCAUCAUCAUCAAUAAUACUUUGUUUAACACAAAUAUCAAUUAUAAUUAAUCAUAUAUUACAACGUUUAUUAUCUAAUAAUGAAAAUAAUAUACAAUAUAUAUAUGUUUGUUAUUGUUUAUUAAAAACAAAUAAAUUUUCAUCAAAUGAACAAACAAAAUCUAUUGUAUUUACAUAUAUACGUGAUAUUAUUGUUGAUUUAUUAAAUUUAUGUAAAAUAUAUUCACAUGUUGAAAUUAUAUUUCAAAAUUUAACACAACUUAUAUCAUUUCUUCAUUUAUAUGAACAAAUAAUAAAUACAAAUUUAACAAUUGGUUCAUCACCUAAACAACAAACAGAUAAUGUUAUAUUAAAUAAAAUUUUAACAAUUAUAUCUUUAGUUUUUGAACCAUCAAAUAGUUCAUCAUUACUUCAACUUAUUUAUCCAUUAUUAAUACUUGCUUUUCGACAUAAUAAAACAAUAAUGAGAAAUAAAACAAAAAAAUGUUGGAAUGAAACAUUUGGACGAUUAAAAUUUAUUGUCUAUCCAAAUGAACUUAGAAUGUGUCUUCGUGAAUUAAAAGACAAAGAACAUUUAUUAUUACCAUGUUUUCUUGCCGAUCACGAUAAUAGUAAUACAGCUGGUAGUGGACCAGCACCAAGUAGUAAUGAUGAAAGUCAAUUAUCUCAACAAGUUGAUAUUGCUACACCAUUAAUUCCACCAAGUAUAAAUAAUCAACAACUAACAAAACCAUCAUCACCAGCGCGUUUCGCAUCUCCAUCAUUACCGUCCAUUCGUUCAACAAAUAACGAUAAGAAUGAACUAAUAUAUGUUCCUAUAAUAAAUAACAUCAAUCAUAAUAAUCAAUCUGAUACACCAGUUGUUAUUAGUAAACGUAUACCAUCAACAAGUACAUGUUUAACAGAAAAGCAAAAAGAAAAAUUACGUAAACGUCAAAUAAUACCAUUACUUUGUGAUGAUAUGGGUAAUACACAAUCAAAUUCAUGUACAAUUGAUACACCAACUAUUGAAAAUAUGAUGACGAAUUAUCAACUUCGAAAUGAAAAUAAACAAAUAACAAUAACAACAACAGCAAAUGUAUGUCUUUUUAAACAAACAACAUCAAAUCUAAUACAAGAAAAUAAUUCAACUAAAGAAUCUAUAAUAAAAUCAGAUGAAAUAGAAAAAUCUAUUGAACAUAUUCCUGAAGAAUCAUUAUCAAUAACAAAAAAAUUACGUCGUUCAUGUCGUCCAUCAUUAUCAGCAAGAAAAAGUUUAAUUGAUAAUACAAAAAAAAAACGUACACAUCCAUUAACCAAUGAAUUAACUAAAAUAACAACAUCAAUUAUAUCAACAAAUAUAAUUGAUACACAAAACGAACAAAUAAAAAAAUAUCCCAUUAAAAGUAUUCUUAAACGUUUAUCACCAACAAAACCACGACAAGAUCAAACACGUCGAGUUGUUUUUCAUGAUCAAGUUAAAGUUUUCGUAUUUGCAUCACCAUCACGUCGUGAUUCAAAUUCACAACAAAAAAAGAAAAGUCCAAAUAAAGAUGAUAUGAAAUCACCAACAAGAAUCAUACCUAAAGAAAAUCUUCCAUUAAGAAAACAAUCAAUAACAACUAGAAGUUUAAAUACAAUGACUAAUACUGAACAAAUUAUUGUAUCAUCACCAAUUAAUUGUAAUAAUAAUAAAACACGUUCAUCAAAAUUAUUUCAUCCAAAUGAUGCUUUAGCUGAUUGGACACAAAAUCAUGAAAUAUGUCAGGUAAAGUUUUAA